Messenger RNA from Hydractinia symbiolongicarpus, 1076 nucleotides. Its product is annotated as prohibitin-2-like. The record is from RefSeq and is a predicted model, not a curated record. Gene Ontology annotation, biological process: mitochondrion organization. The coding region runs from base 52 to 939 and encodes 295 amino acids. Gene Ontology annotation, cellular component: mitochondrion; membrane. Lineage: Eukaryota; Metazoa; Cnidaria; Hydrozoa; Anthoathecata; Hydractiniidae. The transcript is spliced from 2 exons.
UUUUUUUUUUAAAUUUGCUAUUGUCUUUUCCAGACAAUAAAUAACAUUAGAAUGGCUCAGGCAAUUCGAGAUCUUCUCAGUAGAUUUGCAAAGGGUCCUCCUGCUGGGUCAUCUGCAGGAAUAUCACUACUUGUUGGUGCAGGUUUGGCUGCUUAUGGAUUAAAAGAAUCAGUAUAUACAGUGGAUGGUGGUCACAGGGCUAUUAUUUUCAGUAGAAUUGGUGGGAUACAGCCUGAGGUAUAUUCUGAAGGUUUACACUUUAGAUUACCUUGGUUUCAAUACCCUAUCAUUUAUGAUAUUCGUGCUCGACCUCGUCGUAUCAUGUCUCCUACUGGUAGCAAAGAUUUACAAAUGGUAAACAUUGGUCUUAGAGUUUUGGCCCGACCAGUUUCUAGUACCUUACCUCAGAUGUACCAAAGAUUAGGUUUGGAUUUUGAUGAGCGUGUGUUACCAUCCAUUUGCAAUGAGGUUUUAAAAAGUGUGGUGGCACAGUUCAAUGCUUCACAACUUAUCACAAUGCGUCAAGAAGUUAGUUUGAUGAUUCGUAGAGAUUUAGUUGACAGAGCAAAGGAUUUUGAUAUCAUUCUUGAUGAUGUGUCCAUCACAGAUCUUAGUUUCAGCAGUCAGUACACUGCUGCUGUAGAAUCUAAGCAAGUUGCUCAGCAGGAAGCCCAAAGAGCUGCAUUUUUAGUUGAAAGAGCAAUCCAAGAACGACAACAAAAGAUUGUUGCUGCUGAAGGGGAAGCACAAGCAGCUCUUUUGCUUGGAGAAGCCAUUAAUGAAAAUCCAGGCUAUCUGAAACUGAGAAGAAUUCGGGCUGCUCAGAAAAUUGCAAGAGUCAUUUCACAGUCUCAAAACAAGGUGUAUUUGAAUGCAAACAACCUCCUCUUGAACAUUAAGGACACUGAUGAAAUAGAUAAAGCAUUGUCUAAAAAAUAAUAAAAAAAAACUUAUCCUUUUUAUGUUGAUGCUACUUUCUAACGAAUACAAACAAUUUUGUGUUCUUAUCUCACAUGACCAUGUUGUAAUGUAUUUUUAUAAUUUUCAUAGAAAGAUCAUGGAUGUUACAUACAAAA